UUGAAUCACAGCCCUAACACCUCUAGCGUCGCUUGCGAAGGCGCAUUUUUUCUACCAUUAUAUUAUUUUUUUAGCCACUAGACAAGAAAGUGGACAGUUUGCAGACACUAUUAAGAGUUGGAGCUUUGAUUUUUGUUUAUAAAUUGUGCGAAUUCAAUACAUAAUGGGUAAAAAAACGGAGAACAACGAGAAUGCCACCACCCAAUCCGAUGGCGAGGAAGAGGAGGAGUAUGCCGUGGAGAAGAUUUUGGACCGUCGUGUUAGGAAGGGAAAGGUUGAGUACUUUCUGAAGUGGAAGGGCUACGCCGACACAGAAAAUACCUGGGAGCCUGAGAGCAACCUCGACUGCCAGGACCUCAUCCAGCUGUACGAGUUAAGCCGCAAAGAUGAGGCUGAAAAGACUGACAAGUCCUUGAAAAAAGACCGACCCAGUAGCAGUGCCAAGACUAAGGAACCCACCGGCCGUUCCAGCACCACAACGGUGUCCAGCAACAAACGGAAGUCCGAGGAACCAUCAUCUACCACCAACAAAUCAAAGCGCACUUCAGAGGCGGACGCAGAUAGCAGUGAUGCCCUAGUCGCCCCUGGUUCCACUGGCUUCGAUCGUGGCCUCGAGGCUGAGAAGAUCCUUGGGGCAUCCGACAACAACGGUCGCCUCACAUUCCUCAUACAAUUCAAGGGGGUGGACCAAGCCGAGAUGGUGCCCUCAACUGUGGCCAACGUUAAAAUCCCCCAGAUGGUAAUCCACUUCUACGAAGAACGCCUGUCGUGGUAUUCGGACAACGAGGACUAACUUCCGAAUCGCAACAAGCAACCUCAUCUGAACUUUAUAAUUUAGAAACAUACAAAAAAAACAAGAACAUCAUGUAUCAUCCAUCUAAAGUUUAGGGCUUUAGAAAUCCAUCUCCCAAAACUCAGCCCCCUGCCAUGAAUCGAAAGGCACAUUCUAUUGUCUCCCCAUUCAUGUUGGUAUUUAUGAUUUAAAUUUUCAAUGAAUAAACACAAAUUAUGUUCAAAUGUUGUA
Molecule: messenger RNA, 1024 nt
Organism: Drosophila bipectinata
Lineage: Eukaryota; Metazoa; Arthropoda; Insecta; Diptera; Drosophilidae
Gene: Su(var)205
Product: Suppressor of variegation 205
Biological process (GO): negative regulation of transcription by RNA polymerase II; chromatin organization
Cellular component (GO): nucleus; pericentric heterochromatin
Molecular function (GO): chromatin binding
Source: RefSeq, a predicted model, not a curated record